AUGUCUCGCUGUUGCAAUGAGAAUAAGUGCUCUCAUUUCCUUAAAUGCUACAAUAAAUGCGAGACAAAUAGCGAAUGUGGAGAAACCUCUAGCUGUUGCAGUGAAGGAUAUUGCACUCAUGAAGUAAUUUGCAAGGGAAAUAAAGUCAUUGGAGAUAAUUGUGAUAAAAAUGAUGAGUGUAUUACCAAUCUCUGUUCAUAAAAUGAAUGCAAGGAUCAAGACAAUAUGUUUCCCAAUAAACUCGUAGUUAUUGCAGUUGUAGUAGCAAUAUCUGUAUUAAUAGCUACAUGCAUCAUGUAUUUCUGCUUUAAAUAUCUGUUUAGUGAUGAUAAUCGCUAAACCACACAUAGAAACAGCACAGAUUCCAAAAAGACCUAUCAGUAGCAUUUAAUAGAUUAGGGAUAAAGUGGGAGAAAUAGUCCCUUCGGUAACAGCUAAAGUUCUCGGGGUUAAUAAGCUCAAGUUUAGAAAUUAAACUUUUAGCAUCUAGUCAAAAAAGGAAAAGCAAAUCUGCCAAAUGAAAUGAAAUAUCUCGUCACACCAAUUCACGAAUUCUCAAAUGAAUUUAAUACGUAUGACUCUUAAAACAUUAAUAACAGAUCAGUUGUGAGUUCGAGAGUUGGCUUAUUAUCUCAUGAUUAAUAACUGGUGUAGCGUUCAUCUUGGGCAAAAGAUGAUGAUUACCUUAGAAAUUCAUAAAAUGAGUAAGAUGAUAUGAUAUUCCUGCCAGCAUAGAUUAUUGCAGGGGUAGCUAAUGAUAGGAAAUCUUUGACAAAAAGGAACACUAUCAAGGAAACCUAUGAAAAAAAUAGAGAAAGAUAUGGAAAUAGACUAGAAAUUAAUACUGCUAUUCCUAACUUUGGAGGGACAUCUAGGGCGCGCACAAGUGGCAUUGAUUAAAGUAGAAGAUUUGGAAAUCAGUACUUUACCUUAAGUCCCAGAAUAGAGGAUUAGCAUUAGUUUAAUGAAAGUAAUUAAGACGAUUAGAGAUUUGAGACUGAGAAUUUCGAGAUGGCUAUACAGCAAAGUAGCAGUCAAGGCACCUCAAAAAAUAAAAAUGAGUGA
Messenger RNA from Stylonychia lemnae, 1065 nucleotides. The record is from the annotation of a GenBank genome assembly. NCBI's taxonomy places the organism in Eukaryota, Ciliophora, Spirotrichea, Sporadotrichida, Oxytrichidae.